AUGCCCAAGACCGCCAAGAACAAGCGCAACAAUGCGGCCUCCGGGCCCUAUGACAAGAAAUCCAAGGGCUCCGGCAGCACCAACAUCUUCAAGUUCGACAAGGACUACGGCCAGCACAUUCUCAAGAACCCCGGCAUCAGCGACGCUAUCGUCGAGAAGGCCUUCCUCAAGCCCACCGAUGUUGUCGUCGAAGUUGGUCCGGGUACCGGUAACAUCACCGUCCGCGCCCUGGAGCGGGCCAAGAAGGUCAUCGCGAUCGAACUCGACCCUCGAAUGGGCGCCGAAGUUACGAAACGAGUCCAGGGCACCCCGCUGGCCAAGAAGCUGGAGGUGAUUCUAGGCGACGUUAUCAAGCUGCCGCAGAUCCCGCCGUGCGACGCCCUCAUCUCCAACACUCCCUACCAGAUCAGCAGUCCUCUCAUCUUCAAGAUGCUCUCCAUGCCGCAGCCGCCGCGCGUCGCUGUGCUAAUGUUCCAAAGAGAGUUCGCCAAGCGGUUGGUCGCGAAGCCGGGUGAUUCGUUAUAUUCAAGGUUGACGGUUAAUGUCAACUUCUGGGCAACGUGUACCCAUAUUAUGAAGGUCGGCAAGGCGAACUUUAAGCCGCCGCCUAAGGUUGAAAGCGAUGUCGUCCGAAUUGAGCCUUAUCUUGGCUCUGCGCGCCCGAACAUUGCAUUUGAGGAGUUCGACGGCCUCCUUCGCAUCGCCUUCAACCGCAAAAACAAGACCCUCCGCGCCGCCUUCAGCAUCAAGGAGAACUACAAAGUUUACUGCACCCUCCACAAUAUCCCCCUCGACGAAUCCGUCCUCUCCGAUCCCUCCCUCACAGCCGACAUGGACGUCGACAUGGACGCCAACUCCGACACCGACAACGAUAACGACGGUGACGCUAUGGAAGAAGACGAUGAUGACAUGCCGACUUUCUUCAAAGAAGUCAAGGAAGCCGAAGCCGCGAAAGAGGCAGCUAAGACGCCAAGCAAGAACCCCAAGAGCAAGGUGGCGCUGAUUGUGCGGGCGAAGAUUAAUAAGGUGUUAACAAAGACAGGGUUGGCGAAUAAGCGUGCUAGGCAGUGCGAUCAGAAUGAUUUUUUGAAGCUGUUGUUGGCUUUUCAUGAGGAGGGGAUUCAUUUCUCGUAA
This is a messenger RNA of Thermochaetoides thermophila DSM 1495, 1134 nucleotides long. RefSeq names its product dimethyladenosine transferase-like protein. The record is from RefSeq and is a predicted model, not a curated record. Gene Ontology annotation, cellular component: mitochondrial matrix. The transcript has 6 exons. Gene Ontology annotation, biological process: rRNA methylation. Gene Ontology annotation, molecular function: rRNA (adenine-N6,N6-)-dimethyltransferase activity. The coding region runs from base 1 to 1134 and encodes 377 amino acids. NCBI's taxonomy places the organism in Eukaryota, Fungi, Ascomycota, Sordariomycetes, Sordariales, Chaetomiaceae.